Monoraphidium neglectum is the source of this 399-nucleotide messenger RNA. Its product is annotated as Signal recognition particle protein. The annotation marks the transcript as partial. Gene Ontology annotation, molecular function: GTP binding; GTPase activity. Gene Ontology annotation, biological process: SRP-dependent cotranslational protein targeting to membrane. Lineage: Eukaryota; Viridiplantae; Chlorophyta; Chlorophyceae; Sphaeropleales; Selenastraceae. The transcript has 2 exons. Gene Ontology annotation, cellular component: signal recognition particle. The record is from RefSeq and is a predicted model, not a curated record.
AUGUUUGAUGGCCUGAGUGCGUCGCUGUCGAGUGCGUUCAAGAACCUGCAGGCGGACGGGCGGCUGACGGCCGAGAACAUGAAGGAGCCGCUGCGGGACGUGAGGCGCGCGCUGCUGGAGGCGGACGUGUCGCUGCCUGUGGUGCGGCGCUUCAUAGCCAAGGUGGAGGCCAAGGCCCUGGGCCUGGAGGUGAUCUCAGGCGUGACCCCCCAGGUGCAGUUUGUCAAGGUGGUGAACGACCAGCUGGUGGAGCUCAUGGGCAGCGCCGGCAGCAAGGACCUGGAGCCACCCACAGGCGGGGCGGGGCCGCAGGUGGUGCUGCUGGCGGGGCUGCAGGGCGUGGGUAAGACCACGGCGGCAGGCAAGCUGGCGCUGUUCCUCAACAAGCGGCGCAAGCGG